This is a messenger RNA of Endocarpon pusillum Z07020, 780 nucleotides long. RefSeq lists its product as uncharacterized. NCBI's taxonomy places the organism in Eukaryota, Fungi, Ascomycota, Eurotiomycetes, Verrucariales, Verrucariaceae. The record is from RefSeq and is a predicted model, not a curated record. The coding region runs from base 1 to 780 and encodes 259 amino acids. The transcript has a single exon.
AUGAAUUGGCUCAGCCAGGCUAGAGGUGCAGGGGACACCGGCCAGGAGUCCAGCCUGCGCCAGGACUCAUCCAACGAAAGACCAGGGAAAUUCCCCCAUCUCUCCGAAUUCAUGACAAUCGACAAAGACUACCAACCUAAAGACGUGCCCGGCACCCAAGCGCCUGUCGACUCAGGCCAUGUCAUCUACAUCAAAGAUACAUCCGCAAAAGACACCCGCAUCAACGACCGCGUUAUGCUGGUCCUCUUCCACAAUCAGCCCUUCUCCCAUACUUGCCUGUCCUUUUGCUGCCACUCAGACUUCAGUGGCGAAACUCUCAACCAUAGCCAUGCACUCGUGUACACGGAUCAGGGCCAGCAAACGGCCCCCCAGCUAUCUCAAGCCCAGCAACCAAACAUCGGUCUUCCACGCCUCGAGAUCAACCUGCGCCACAAUAACACCCCUUUCUCACUCCAGCCGGACAUCUAUCUCAACUUGCGAGAGCACUGGAACGUCGAGCAGGAAGUACGAUUCGUUAUUCUAGGUCGAGUUGAAAGAAGUUCUUAUCAGAGACUGGUGCCUGAGAUUGAACGUUUAUUUUGCCAAUCAAUAUCCGGUGUAGAUAUCGUUAAGGAUAGAGGAAAUCCCUUGCCUCCCAACGGGCAGGAAUCCGCAAGUCUAGAGAGGAAGAAGAGUAAUCGAAAAGACAAAGUCCACGGGACUACGAGGGAAAAGAGGAGAGAUAACAUAUCUCAUUGGCCUAUUUCUGCUUCCUUUCAGCGACAAGAGCCUGGCGCCUAG